This is a messenger RNA of Budorcas taxicolor (takin), 3494 nucleotides long. It is a transcript of the gene ADAT1, whose product is annotated as adenosine deaminase tRNA specific 1. NCBI's taxonomy places the organism in Eukaryota, Metazoa, Chordata, Mammalia, Artiodactyla, Bovidae. Gene Ontology annotation, biological process: RNA processing. Gene Ontology annotation, molecular function: adenosine deaminase activity; RNA binding. The record is from RefSeq and is a predicted model, not a curated record. The transcript is spliced from 10 exons. The coding region runs from base 137 to 1630 and encodes 497 amino acids.
UGACAGCACCGAGAAUGUGAUGAUACAAGUUCUGGGCUGCUGCUUCAUAGAGAGUCAGCGUUUCUUCUGGCAAGUUCUGUCUUCCUUGGCUAUUAUGGUUUGUGUACCUAUGAUUUAAUUUCAGGGCCUGAGCACCAUGUGGACUGCGGAUGAGAUUGCCCAGCUGUGUUACGAGCACUAUGGGAGCAGGCUGCCCAAGCAAGGGAAGCCUGAGCCCUACCACGAGUGGACGUUGCUCGCAGCCGUGGUGAAAAUACAACCCACAGCUGACCAGGCCUGCGACCGCUCUGACGGACCAGUGCAAGUGACAAAGGAAGUUGUCUCAAUGGGAACAGGAACCAAAUGCAUAGGCCAGUCCAAAAUGAGGAAGAGCGGUGACAUCCUCAAUGAUAGCCAUGCUGAGGUCAUAGCCAGAAGGAGUUUCCAAAGGUACCUGCUCCAUCAGCUCCACUUGGCAGCUGCCCUGAAAGAGGACAGCAUCUUUCUCCCAGGAUCUCAGAGAGGACUGUGGAAACUCAGACCAGACCUCUUGUUUGUGUUUUUCUCCAGCCAUACACCCUGUGGGGAUGCCUCCAUCAUUCCAAUGCUUGAGUUUGAAGAUCAGCCUUGCUGUCCUGUCAGUAGAGAUUGGGCCAGUAACCCAUCAGUAGAAACUAGUGAUAACCUAGAAGCUCCUGAAGAUAAAAGGAAAUGUGAAGACCCAGAAAGUCCUGUGACUAAAAAAAUGAGGCUGGAGCCCAGGACUCCUGGUGGUACAGCUCACUGUCAGAGUUUUGGCAGUCAGGAAAAGGGCCCAAAUCCACCAAGUGUCAGUGGCUCUAAUCUCACGGCAGAGGAACUGGCCAGUGUCACUGGAAUGACCCCUAGUGGUGCCCAAGUGGUGGAUGUUUAUAGAACUGGAGCCAAGUGUGUGCCUGGAGAAGCUGGAGACUCAGGGAAGCCUGGUGCUGCGUAUCACCAGGUGGGGCUGCUCCGAGUGAAGCCAGGCCGGGGGGACAGGACUUGUUCCAUGUCCUGCAGCGACAAGCUGGCACGGUGGAACAUCCUCGGAUGCCAGGGGGCACUGCUGAUGCACUUCCUAGAAGAACCCAUCUACCUGUCAGCUGUGGUCAUUGGAAAGUGCCCCUACAGCCAGGAGGCCAUGCAGAGAGCACUGAUCGGGAGGUGUCAGAACGUCUCAGCUCUACCAGAAGGCUUUGGAGUUCAAGAAGUAAAAAUACAGCAGUCAGAUUUACUGUUUGGACAGAGCCGCUGUGCAGUGCAGACGAGAAAGGCUGACAGCCCAGGCCGACUUGUUCCUUGUGGGGCAGCCAUCAGCUGGAGUGCAGUGCCUGAGCAGCCCCUGGAUGUCACCGCCAAUGGCUUUCCCCAGGGGACAACAAAGAAAGGAAUCGGACGCCUCCAGGCCAGAUCCCGAAUCAGCAAAGUAGAGCUCUUUAGAUCAUUCCAGAAGCUGCUAAGCAGUAUUUCAGAGGACAAGUGGCCAGACUCACUCAGGGCACAGAAGCUAGCGACGUACCAAGAGUACAAGGAGGCUGCAUCCACUUACCAGGAGGCCUGGAGUGCACUCCGGAAGCAGGCGUUUGGAUCCUGGAUCAGAAAUCCCCCAGAUUAUCACCAGUUUAAGUGAGCAACGGGUGUUUUCCAUUCCUUCAUCCUGGACUACUGUCUUCCUACAUGCUAAACAGGCCUUAGAUUUUCUUGUGGCUGAUCAGGAAAAAAGACUGCCGUCUAUCAGAGCGAUAGAUCUCUUCUAUGUCAGAUGGAUGGAAUUUUGGACAUGAAACAAACUAUACUUGAUUGAACUAUGCUUUCAAACUGUGAUGCUGGAGAAGACUCUUGAGAGCCCUUGGACAGCAAAGAAAUCAAACCAGUCCAUUGUAAAUCCUGAAUAGUCAUUGGAAGGACUGAUGCUGAGGCCAAAGCUCCAAUGGCCACCUGAUGCAAAGAACUGACUCAUUAGAAAAGACCCUGAUGCUGGGAAAGAUUGAAGGUAGAAGGGGAAGAGGGCAACAGGAUGAGUGGUCAGAUGGCAUCACCAAUUCAAUGGACAUGAACUUGGGCAAAUUCUGAGAAAUGGUGAGGGACAGGGAGGCCUGGGGAGCUGCAGUCCAUGGGAUUGCCAAGAGUCAGACACUGCUUGGCAACUGAACAAUAACUACUUGAUUGAAGUAGCUCUCUGCUAAAAGAGCAUCUUGCUAAUGACCUUGGUGUGUGUCCUGUAUUUUAUUGCUUCUCUAAGAAUAAGAAUUUGGAAUGUGAUGCUGUAGAAGUACUCUGCAGUAGCUCCAUUUAGUGUGUUCCUCAUUGAUUCAGCAAGUAUUGGGCUGAGAUGAUGUUUGAAUCUCUGUAAACUUUAGAGCUUCACCUGUCAUAAUGGACAUGUAUUUUGUAUACCCAGCCUUGCUUCCUUUGAAGAACCACCCUUUUUUCUUUAUCCCUGAGACUCGGGUGAAGCGAACUUUCCUCGUUGACUCCAGCAGUGUGAGCCAACCCUGAACAGUCCUGGAACUAAUACCAGAGCAAUCGGGACAGAUUCCCUCUCUUCUCGUAUCGGGAGCUGUGAGCGCCGGUAACCCGGGGCUGCCUGGGGCUGCCUUUGCCCACUGCACAGAGACAGCCAGCUGGAGAACAAGGUGAUGAAGGAAACAGCCCAGAGGAUGAAGGCUCUCAUGACCUUGUCUGAGUGCCUGGACUUCAACGAUGUGAGAUAAAUUGCUCUUGUUAUUUUGAGUAAGCCCCUUUGACUCCGUUUUCUGUGAGUUUCAUUGGAAAGAGUUCUGUCUAAAAGGCCAAACAAAAGUCCCUAUAGCAACUCAGCAGCACACCUAGAAACCAGGCCUAUUUUUCCUAACAUCUAGUAUUUAACUCAGAGAAGGCGAUGGCACCCCACUCCAGUACUCUUGCCUGGAAAUUCCCAUGGACGGAGGAGUCUGGUGGGCUGCAGUCCAUGGGGUCGAGAAGAGUCGGACACGACUGAGUGACUUCACUUUCACUUUUCACUUUCAUGCGCUGGAGAAGGAAAUGGCAACCCACUCCAGUGUUCUUGCCUGGAGAAUCCCAGGGACGGGGGAGCCUGGUGGGCUGCCGUCUAUGGAGUCGCACAGAGUCGGACACGACUGAAGUGACUUAGCAGCAGCAGCAGUAUUUAACUCUCAACCUCUUCACACUCUAAUAUAUUGACUGAAAGUGGAAGUUCUCUGUGUUGGGAUUGCUCAAGGACCUUGUUCGUUCUUCAGUAUUUCUUUAUAGCUUUAAAUAUUUUUAAUAACAGCUUUAUUGAGAUGUAAUUCACAUACAAAAAAUUCAUCCAUUUAAAAUGUACAGUUUAGUGGUUUUUAGUAUAUCCACAAAGAUGUGCAUAAUCAUCACAAUCGAUUUUAGAACAUUUGUGUUCUAAAUUGGGAGUGGGGGGUGCUAUCUGAUCCAGUACAGUACCCAUUAGCAGCCGCUCUUCAUAUCCCCUCAACACCCCCACUAACCCCAGGGCAAGC